Molecule: messenger RNA, 1584 nt
Organism: Lycium ferocissimum
Lineage: Eukaryota; Viridiplantae; Streptophyta; Magnoliopsida; Solanales; Solanaceae
Product: GDSL esterase/lipase At1g28650-like
Exons: 1
Coding region: 395-1486 (363 amino acids)
Molecular function (GO): hydrolase activity, acting on ester bonds
Source: RefSeq, a predicted model, not a curated record
GAAUAAGGAAAUACACUGGCGUUCUGUAAAAUAAUUUGGGAUUUCCUAUAUGAAAACAACUACGGAGUUUUUUGUUUCUCCUAAUCAACCUAGGAGACAAUUUAGUUUUAAUUAAACACCAAGCAAUCACCACCUCUAUAAAUAUCAUUCACUGCUCCUCAGAAUUUUGCAUAACAAAACUUAAUUCUCUUUUGCCUUUGAUUCUCCAGUCAAUUUUCCUCUUUAGUUUCAUUUCUGCUUCAAUGGCUUCCCAUUGCAGCAACCAUCCUUUGUUGAUCAUGGUAUUAUCCUGCUCUGGUCUUUUUGUUGAUCCUUUUUUUGUCUGGGGAAAGAUGAUGUACUUGGUCUUGGUCCGUUCCAAUCAAUUUUGCUCUUUAGUUUCGUCUUUGCUUCAAUGGCUUCCCAUUGCAGCAACCAUCGUUUGUUGAUCUUGGUAUUACUCUGCUGUGGUCUUCUUCUUGUUCGUUUUUCUUCUCUGGGGAAAGAUGAUGUACUACUUGGUCCGUUUAAUUCCAUAUAUAACUUGGGAGAUAUUGGUGACUAUUCAUCAGCGGCUGAUCAUAUUGCUGCAACUCUCAAUCUGCCUUCUCCACAACCCUACACCCAACAAGGCACUGAAUUCUUUGAGUCUGGUCUUAAUUUUGCCACCCCUGGAGCUACCAUUAUGAGCCCUUUUUUCUUCCUCAAAAAUGGUAUCAAACCACCUCCGCAGUCUCAUGAGCUAUCGCCGAUUAUCACCUUCAUGAAGUUCUUCUAUAGAAACUGCUUCUCUUUUCACGACUGUAGCAAAUUCAAGGUUCUUGAGAAAGCUCUCAUCUUUAUGGAUCAAACUGGAAUCAACGACUACAAACAGGCCUUCUUACAUGGAAAAUCUAUUUCUCAGGCGUCUCAUUUUGCGCCUGAAGUGGUAGAGACCAUUAAGAAUUCAGUGGAAAGACUCAUCAAUGAAGCUGAAGCCAAAACUAUUAUGGUUUCUGGAAUUCUACCCUUGGGCUGCUUUCCAGGUUUUCGGACUCUAUUUUCUGAGGAAGAUUCAAUGGACAAAAACAGAUGUCACAAGGGAUUGAAUCUGUUCUCGAAGCUUCACAACGAUCACCUUUCGCUAGUAAUUCUAAAGCUGCGCUUGAAAUACCCUGAAGUUCACAUCAUAUACGCAGAUUACUACAAAGCAUUCUUGGCUGUUCUUAAAAAUCACGCCUUUCUGGGAUUCAAGACAGAGACUUUAAUGAAGGCGUGUUGUGGCAGUGGCGAUGGUCCGUUCAACUUUGAUGUGAAGAAGAAGUGCGGAGAGGAAGGAGCUGCUACGUGUUUUGAUAGGGCUUCUUAUUUACAUUGGGAUGGAUUUCGACUAACCCCUGAGGCUUUGGAGAACCUGAUUGAUACGCUGUUCAGCAAAAAAGGAUUUGUAUUUCCAGCAUUCAAGUUUGAAGAAGAAACAGCAGCCAACAGUAACAAGACAUCAUUCCAGAAUUCAGAGAGGAGUUAGAAACAUGUCUUCAAUUGUUAGGCAUUUACUUUUCGUCUAAGCCAGUUUUCUAUGUUCAGUUCUGUCUUAUGGUUUUUUCACUAAUCUGUUUGAUUCAA